AUGACGACGUCGUCCACGGUGCACAAGCUGCUCAACGCCGCCGGCGGCGGUUGCGGUCGCCCCGACGACGUGGAUAUCAAACCUGCCGCCGCUGCUCAUCUCAACGGGGCGAUGGCUGGUUUAGGUCUUCUACAAAAUUUGCAAAGUUUAGCAUCGCUACAAAGUCUCCCACAGGUGGCGUCACUAGCCGCUGGUCUACAGAGUAUGGCAAAUUCAGCGGCAGCCGCCGCCGCCGCCACUCAACAACUCCACGCGCCUUUAAAUUUAAGCGUCGGCGCUUCCUCAAACGUAGCGCAAAGGAAUGCGGAAAACAACGCGGCGGCCGCGCUGCAGUCACAGCUCCAAACCUCGCUGGCGGCGGCCGCAACCGCCCCACAGCAACCUGCACCCAUGCCGCAAUUCAUACUGGCCUCCGGUCAGCUGGUGCAAGGCAUUCAAGGUGCACAAUUACUUAUACCCACUUCACAGGGUCUUGCAACGCAGACAAUCUUAACAAUUCCAGUCAACCACGUGAAUAGCACCGAUCAAAUGGUGAAUCUAGCGUUGAACAACGGGCAAGUC
Molecule: messenger RNA, 561 nt
Organism: Dalotia coriaria
Lineage: Eukaryota; Metazoa; Arthropoda; Insecta; Coleoptera; Staphylinidae
Exons: 4
Source: RefSeq, a predicted model, not a curated record